CGUUGACCUUCAGCUAGCUGUAGCCUGUAAGGUUAGUCUAGUGUCAACGGUAUUCAACGUCAACCUUAAAAGUUGAGGCUCCUACCAUCUUCAACUUCACGACAGUAACACAUGACCGGUAAAUUCUACCUGAGGUUGACCAAGGAAAAUUACCUACCAUAUACUUAGUACACAUGGUAGUAAAGCAAAAGCGCAGGACAGCCUUUUUCUUAUUUUUUUUCUUUUUCCUUUAGCUUAACAACGUAAAUAAUGCCACCCAUUCUGCUACUGACAUACCUGUAAACCUUUCAACCCUCAAACUGCGCAGUGGACAAAAAACGUUGCCAUUUUUUAUUCCAUCAACACCAACAAUAACAGCUAUUACGACUUUCUCGCAGACGCAGAGGGAAUACAUUGAAUCUUGCUCGUCUCACACCGUCACACACCGCACAUUACUGCCUUCUUUAUCGCACUCAACACAACUCUAGCAAAGAUGAAGUUCUUCAUCGAUGACCUGCCUGUCCUCUUUCCCUAUCCACGCAUAUAUCCUGAGCAGUAUGCCUACAUGUGUGAUCUCAAAAGGAGCCUCGAUGCCGGUGGCCACUGUGUCCUAGAGAUGCCUUCAGGUACAGGCAAGACCGUCUCGCUACUUUCUCUGAUUGUCGCAUAUCAACAGCAUUAUCCCGAGCACCGCAAACUGAUAUACUGCUCGCGUACCAUGUCAGAGAUUGAGAAGGCUUUAGCAGAAUUAAAAGCUCUGAUGAAAUUCCGGGCUGAUGAACUGGGUCACGUGGAAGAAUUCCGCGGGCUAGGCCUCACGAGUCGCAAGAAUCUUUGUCUUCAUCCCUCCGUGAAGAGAGAGAAGAGUGGUGCCAUUGUAGACGCCAGAUGCCGUAGCCUGACAGCUGGCUUCGUCAAAGAGAAGAAAGACAAGGGUGAGAGCGUCGACACCUGCAUAUACCACGACAACCUAGACCUCCUGGAGCCACAUAAUCUUGUCCCUAAUGGCGUCUGGACUCUUGAUGGUCUCCUAAGAUAUGGUGAAGAGCAUAAGCAGUGCCCUUACUUCACCGCAAGACGCAUGAUGCAAUAUUGCAAUGUCAUCAUAUAUUCUUACCACUACCUGCUAGAUCCCAAGAUCGCAGAGCGCGUCUCCAAAGACCUCUCCAAGGACUGCAUCGUUGUUUUCGAUGAAGCCCAUAAUAUAGACAAUGUCUGUAUCGAGUCCCUGAGCACGGACAUCACAGAAGACUCAUUGCGUAGGGCUACGAGAGGUGCCCAGAAUCUUGAACGUAGAGUGUCCGAGAUGAAAGAAACAGACAGGGAGCAACUAGAGAAUGAAUACCAAAAGCUAGUAGAGGGUCUUCGUGAUGCCGACGAAGGCCGCCAGGAGGAUACGUUUAUGGCGAACCCUGUGCUCCCCGACGACUUGCUCAAGGAGGCGGUUCCCGGUAACAUUCGAAGAGCAGAGCACUUUACCGCUUUCUUAAAACGCUUCAUAGAAUACCUCAAGACACGCAUGAAAGUCCGCCAGGUCAUUUCGGAGACGCCCCCUUCAUUCCUAGCUCAUCUAAGGGAACACACUUUUAUCGAAAAGAAGCCCUUACGAUUCUGUGCUGAAAGGCUAACAUCUCUCGUAAGAACUCUCGAACUCACCAAUAUCGAAGAUUAUCAGCCACUACAAGAAGUAGCUACCUUCGCGACUCUUGUUGCCACCUACGAAAAGGGUUUCUUGCUCAUCCUCGAACCAUUCGAGUCCGACACUGCUGAGGUACCGAACCCAGUCUUACAUUUCACCUGCUUGGAUGCUGCAAUUGCUAUCAAGCCUGUAUUCGACAGAUUCAGCUCCGUCAUCAUCACCUCGGGAACGCUCUCGCCUUUAGAAAUGUACCCGAAAAUGCUGGGCUUCUCUACAGUGGUCCAGGAGUCAUACACCAUGACCCUAGCUCGAAGGUCUUUCCUGCCGAUGAUAGUUACUCGAGGAAGUGAUCAGGCUGCAAUCUCCACCAGCUUCACGGUCAGAAAUGAACCAAGCGUGGUACGGAACUACGGCAAUCUCUUAACCGAAUUUGCAAGAAUCACGCCCGAUGGCCUCGUCGUGUUCUUCCCCUCCUAUUUGUACAUGGAGUCUAUCAUUAGCAUGUGGCAAGGCAUGCGCAUAAUGGACGAGGUCUGGAAGUACAAGCUGGUAUUGGUGGAGACGCCGGACGCACAAGAGACCUCACUAGCUCUCGAGGCGUACCGCACUGCCUGCUGCAACGGGAGAGGCGCAGUGCUCCUCUGCGUCGCCCGCGGAAAAGUCUCGGAAGGCAUUGAUUUCGACCACCAAUACGGGCGAACCGUGCUGUGCAUCGGCGUCCCGUUCCAAUACACAGAAUCGCGCAUCCUCAAGGCGCGGCUGGAGUUCCUCCGGGAAACCUACCGCAUCCGCGAGAACGACUUCCUCUCCUUCGACGCGAUGCGGCACGCCGCGCAAUGCCUCGGCCGCGUGCUGCGCGGCAAGGACGACUACGGCAUCAUGGUGCUCGCGGACCGGCGCUUCCAGAAGAAGCGCCUCCAGCUGCCCAAGUGGAUCAACCAGGCCAUGCAGGACGUCGACGGCAACCUCAGCACCGACAUGGCCAUCAUCACCGCCCGCCGCUUCCUGCGCGACAUGGCCCGCCCCUUCAAGUCCAAGGACCAGGAAGGGAUCAGCAUGUGGAGCCUCGAAGACCUGAAAGCGCACCAGAAGAAGAUGGACGAGGACCGCAUCCAGGAGCUCCAGGACGGCAAUGCUGCUGCCCUCGAGGCGUUCCAGAAGGCCCAGGCCCAGGCGAGGCAGGCGUACGAUGAGGAUUAUGAUAUGGAUGAUGAGGACCUCGAUCGCGAGAUGAUGCAGCUUGACUAGACUAAAGAAUUAAGUUUUGGGGGAUGACCCUGUUGUUAUGUUGUGGUGGAUAGUCACCAAAUCCACACAAAAGUUGGGGAUCUCUUGUAUAAUAACAAAUAGUCACUAGGGUACCCAGACUGACUGACUGGUUUGAGAAUUACAUACAUCGGCGUUGGAGAGGGACAGAGGGAGACAAAAAAGAAAAAAAUGCAGAACGAUAAAAACGCACAGGGAUGUGCCUAACCUAGGUUUAAUACAAUAAUUUGGUCAAAAGGG
This is a messenger RNA of Hypoxylon fragiforme, 3124 nucleotides long. RefSeq names its product putative excision repair protein rhp3. Gene Ontology annotation, biological process: nucleotide-excision repair; positive regulation of mitotic recombination; transcription by RNA polymerase II. Bases 473 to 2866 code for a protein of 797 amino acids. The transcript has 2 exons. Lineage: Eukaryota; Fungi; Ascomycota; Sordariomycetes; Xylariales; Hypoxylaceae. Gene Ontology annotation, molecular function: hydrolase activity, acting on acid anhydrides, in phosphorus-containing anhydrides; DNA helicase activity; damaged DNA binding. The record is from RefSeq and is a predicted model, not a curated record. Gene Ontology annotation, cellular component: nucleus.